CGCGGGGCUGACGGGAAGGGAGUUCAAACGGCGCCCGGCGGGGAGCAGCGCUGCAGCCUCUACUGGCCAUGGAGUCGGUGGAUGGGGCAACGCGGUCGCUGCCCAGUAUCAGGCGGCUGUCACGGGGGCUGCCGUUUGGGCGAGCGCGUGGACGGUUCGGGCUCAGCCCCAGUGGUCGGCUGCUUCUGCCGAGAAACGCAGAUUCCCAGACAACAGCGUUUCUACUGCGCAAGCACUGGGCCUUAUACAGCGUGACUCCUCUGUAUAAGUUCUCUAGCGCUCAUCUGAAGGCUUACGCUAAACUGUUGAGUGCAUUUAUCGCUGCCGAGAAGCAGAAGGGGCUGGCGGUGGAAGUAGGGGUUGAGCUCGACAUCAAAGUGGCUGUCACCAGCCUUCCAGACCUGAAAGGUAGUGACCAAGACGAGGAUGCAAUUCUCGUGCAGCUUUCUUUAAGAUCACAAGCUUACCAAAAAAAGUCAGAAGAGAAACUGGUAUGGUCGGGCUGGUUCUGCUCUGUGUAUGGAGAUGAUCUUUCCAAGAACAUGCCAGAGGACUUCACUUGUUUACCGGUUUUUCUUGCUAAUGGGGCAGAGAGUUACACGUCCAUUGUUGGAAGUUGGUUUCAGAAGACUUUUGACUGCUGCUUCCACCGUUUAGCCAUCAGCCCUCUCAGUCUCAGUUGGAUGGCAGCUAUGUGGACUAGAUGCAAGGUAGACAAAACUGCAUCUGCCAUGGAACUUGUUUUCUCUGUCCCCCAUCUGCCCCAGCCUCUGGAUAUUUUAUAUGCCAUUCAUCCAGAGGAUGCAAAAGCUCUGUGGGACACAGUCCAAAAAACGCCAGGAGAGAUAACUCAAGAAGAGGUGAAUGUCUUUAUGGAUUGCCUUUACUCUCACUUCCACAGACACUUUAAGAUCCACUUGUCAUCUACAAAACUGGUGAAAGUUUCUACAGCAAUUGCCUCAGCACACUGUGAUGGGAUUAUAAAGUUUCUACAAAGCCAAUAUGUAAUUGAAGUGCUGAUGCUACUGACAGAACUAGCAAUCUCUCAGAUAGAGUGAGAGUCAUUUCAGCAAAUCAUGCUAAAGAGGCUACUGCUGGAAGAUGUAUGCUGAGAAACCAAGUAGAAACUCACUCCUGCAGCAUCUUCUUUCCUUUCAUGCUGGCUGUCCAAAAUUGAACUCCUAAGUCCUGCACUUGCCUCUAGCUGUAAUUCAGUGUCAUGUACAGUAAAGACAAGCAGACAUUUCUGCCCUAAAGAAGGGCUACAGUACAAACUACUAAUAGCUUCUUAAGCACCUUUGUUUUUAUCAUAGUCAUUCUGUUCAUUUAUGUGUAGGUAUCAGCCGGGGCUAGGAGAUAAACUUUGCAAAUUCUUGGAUGCAACUUGCUGACAGGUACUUCUGUUGUUUCAAAUAGCAAGUUGGUUUUCACUUAAGUAGAUAGCCUAAGCUAUACAGACCUUAAUCUUAGCUCAACUAGGACUACUCUUGGGCCAAUCUAACUGCACUCAAACACCCCAGAGAAAGGGUGCAUGCUCUACAACCCAGGGCAGAAAAAUCCAGGUUUCUAACUUCCUUUCUAGCUUGCUAAGAACAGUUGGUAAUGGUCAUAAAGUAUUCAUCUGUGUCCUGUUGGGCUAAGUUGAACAGCAUGAGACUGACAACUGCCUUUUGUGUCCAGCCUGUUGGUUCUCUUAGAUGAGUUAAUACAUCAGAAAUUAAGGGCUGUGGAUAAACUAGAUAUUGACUGUGCUUUGCCUGAUGGUUGUUGUCUUGGAUGUAAUCUUGUAGGUCCCAGAGCUCUUGGGGUUGGAGCUAUGGGUGCUAAAACUUUAUACUAGAUCUCUCCCUUCUACAGCACUUAGGAGUUCAGUUAGUGGACAGUGCCUGGUCAUAGCUUAAACAAGCAAAAAGUAAGUAGAGUAAAUAUAUGUCAAGUGUUAUAAUUUUGUAUUACAGUACUAAAUAAUAUUUGCCAUCUUUUACCAACAGAUCGGUCUUGAGCUAAGUAAAGACCAGAUAUGCUUGCUUAAAUAUAUACUUGUAGGGUGCUUACCUGAUUUAACUACCCAUUGUUGCCUAUUAAAUAAUUCUGUGAGCAGCAAAAUUUAAAGUCUAGUUUCUUAUUACAAGUGAAUUGUAUACCUUCACACUUGUGCAGCAUCUCUGAGGUGUGAUGAGUUUGUGCUGUGACAUUCUCCCUAAACAGGGCCACAAGUUUCCCUUCUUUGCCCAACCACAUAAUUUUAGGAUUUGUCAGCUGUCACUAAAAACAUUCUUCAUUCUUCUCCCCACACACUAAGAUGAACCAGCCAUGCAAACAUGUAACUACCUAAUGUGACAUAAUUGCAUACCUAGUUCCUAACCUACUUUAGCUAAUUCUGGAAAUAGAUUAUUAAAAGAAACAUGCACUUGGUUUUAGUUUUUGUUUACUAGUUGAAGAUGGAUUAUUUUUGCUUGUAAAGGUUGCAGUCUGCCAAGUGCUAACUCUUACCCUGAUAGAAGCAGCUAAGCAAUUUCCUGAAGGUCUUGACAGCACAGCAGCUAUUUAAACUAUCGCUUCUGGUGCUUUAGUUUCCUUUUAUGAAACAUCUUAGACAAAGUUUGCUAUCUUGAUUCAGAGGAACACUGGCUAAAGCAGUAGGAGGUCUGACAUAACUGGUACCUGUAUUUGAUUUGAAAACAGGACUGUUGCAGCCAUGGCUUAGUUUUAAAUCUAAUGCUCAGCUCUUUCCAACAAAUUUGCAUAGAUCUCUAAAAAACUAAAUUCCAUAUAGCCUCUUUUAACUAGUCCUUUGCCUUAAGAACACAGUCUAAUAAGCAUGUGAAUUUCCAGUGGAGUGCAUAUAUCAACUAUGGCCGUACUCAGCUUUCAAGACCAAUGUUUUGCUGUGUAUGCGUGCGUCUGCUACAGCCUAGCUGUAAGGUAGCGCUGGAAUGAAAAGCUACUUUCUCCAAAGCUACUUUGGAGAAAAUUGGAGUAUAGCCCUCAUUGGUAACUGCAGUAAAGUGACCAGAGCUAGAUUCAGCCAGGUAGUACAGCUGCUUUCUUUGAGAAAAAGCUGUUUUUGAAUGAUGUGCUUCUAAGCAAUUGAGGGUAGCAAUAAACAGCAAAGUUUUAAGCCAGUUUUACUUGGACUGGUACCUGGAAAAAACAAAACAUACCAAAAAAAACCCAGCAUCUGUGUUCACACAAACUAUACAAAAAUAUAGUCCAAUUUCACCCAAAGGAACAAACCAAGAACAGCAUAGAAGAAAUUUAUUAAGAUAGCACUAUUUAUACAAGUUACUCAUGCUAGAAAAAAGCAUAAAUGAUACAUGUAAACAUUUGUUUACAGAAUACUUGUUUUCCUUGUAAAGGUGCAAAUGAUCUUCAUAUGUAAACACAAGAAUACCGACCGUUAGGGGUAAAGGGACUUUUAAAAAAAGUUUUAAAUGGCCCAUUUAUUACUGUAGUGUAAUUUUUACUAUAUUCAAGCACAUUAAAAUCUGAGUUACAUGAAUCAAACUAUGAAGUUAAAGAACUUAAGAUGUCAGCACUGCCUUUUUCAUCUCAGGAAUUUACAGUCCUAUUACUCUUUUGAAAUCAGAUUUAGUAAGGUCCAAAUUUUUAUCAGGUGCAAAAGGUCAUUCUUUCAUACUAGAUAGAAAUUACAGUACAAAUGUAUCAGAACCUUUGAGUCUAGAGUUCCUCCUUCCUCUCCCCCUGGAUGCCUUCACAGUCACUGAAACACGAGUUACUCAUAGUGCCAGCAAACAGUCCAUCCCCUCCAAACUCUUUAAUGAGUCUCAUACCUUUUCCUGCUCUAAACACACACAGGCAAAGUGCAUAAAAAUAAAAAUAAAAAAAAAAAUCACUAAUAGAGAGGGUACCAUCUCAUCGUGGUCAGUGUUUUACAAGAGGAAUUCUAAAGACACAGACAAGAGGCAGGAGGGCAGCUAAGAUGCUGGUCUAAACUUUUUUCAGCAGCUGACCAUGUGUCUGGCAAUCUAGCAAGAACCCAAGAAGUGAGCAUUGAUCUAGGCUAGUCAGAAUUAACAGAUGACACCUGCAUCCCAGCUUCAGACAAGAAUUGAUAUCUAGCAGGCAAUGUGAGAAGAAGGUUUUUAUAAGUAAGCAACAACUAGUUGUUUCUAGGUUUACACAGGGGAGGGGAGAGACAAAAGCUGAACUUUUGUACCAUACACUGUACAGUAAAAAGGCGUUAAUUUGAAAUCCUUUUCACUCUCACCCUUUUCGGGCACUUCACUGAUUCAGUCGAUAGAUGAGAGUUCCAGUUCUAC
Molecule: messenger RNA, 4283 nt
Organism: Strigops habroptila (Kakapo)
Lineage: Eukaryota; Metazoa; Chordata; Aves; Psittaciformes; Psittacidae
Gene: CENPL
Product: centromere protein L
Exons: 4
Coding region: 69-1058 (329 amino acids)
Source: RefSeq, a predicted model, not a curated record